Plasmodium coatneyi is the source of this 969-nucleotide messenger RNA. Its product is annotated as Transporter/permease protein. Bases 1 to 969 code for a protein of 322 amino acids. Gene Ontology annotation, cellular component: membrane. The transcript has a single exon. The record is from RefSeq and is a predicted model, not a curated record. Lineage: Eukaryota; Apicomplexa; Aconoidasida; Haemosporida; Plasmodiidae.
AUGAAAAAUGAAAUACUAUAUGGAACGACAUUUAUUUUGUUCCUCGUCAGCUACUGCUUCCAGCCAUUACUCAUCGACAUUAUAAAGUACAAUGGAUGCGGCAACUCCAGCACGUUCAUAUUUCUGCUGCCGCACUACUUGUCCAUGAUAAUUGUAGGAUUCCUACCGAAGAAACAAAAGUUGAAAGAGUGCAAAUGGAUGAAGAUCUUUUUUGUUUCCAUGUUGGAUUUAGUAAAUCAAGUGUUAAAAAAAAUAGGAUUAAUAUAUGCAGGCUCAGCUCUGUACAUUAUUAUUGACAGCUGCACGUUGAUAUUUACAGCAAUAUGGAGGAGACUACUGCUGAACAAAAAGAUCAACUGUUUUCAGUUGAUUGGAAUUUUAUUAAUAACAUUUGGCAUAGCUAUAAAGUCGAAUAAUCUCAAAUUUGAAAUUAACAAAGAAGAAAUUAUCGGAGUUUUUUUAAUUAUUGUGAGUAAUAUCCUCAUGGGACUAACAUUUGUACUCAACGAAAAGUACAUGGGUGAAAUGGAAGGACAGAACAUUGUGUGCUUAAUGGGCAUAUUCAGCUUUUGCUUUGUCAGCCUGUGGACAGUCAUAUGGACUAUCCCGAACUUUGAUCAUCUCAUUAUGGAAAAUAUAAAGAAGAAGAAGGGAAACGUUAACACCAUUUGGUUAAGUUUUUUGGGACUCUUCGUCUUUAACUUCAUCACGUCGUCCACCCUGUGGUACAUCAUGAAGAUUAGCGGUUCACUGACCGUUGGAAUUCUCAAGGGACUCAAAGUCGCCAUUAUUUUUCUUUUCAGUCAUAUUUUUUUUUGUAAAUAUGAUUCCAAGCAAUGCCUCAACUUCCACUCCUCCCUUUCAGUUUUUUUUUGUAUUUUGGGGGUCCUCAUAUAUUCGUACAACGAAUUUCUGUUGAUCCUUAUGAGCAAGGUGUAUAUGUGCACGCGACCGAAGGUCAUUGUCUAG